UCCUCGCCGUUCAUCUGACGUGUACGUACCUUUUGCAAAGGCGCAAGUGUCUCGGCUCGUCUUGGGGGUCUGCAGUCACGCAUCCCAUGGCCUUCCCCCCUCCUUCCUCCUCAGCCGAUGUGGUCAGUCCCUCACCCGAACCAGGAUUCCUCCCUCAUCUCAGGAUGGACCGCGCAUGUUGAAGCCAACGCUAUUUACGCUCUGGCUCUCUUUCGCGUUCGGCAGCUCUGCUCUCUCCGCAUCUCCUCGGGUUCGUUUAUCGAGGGCUCGCCACUUCGAGCUCCUUUCCCGACUCAUCAUCAUGGAUCCCGUGCCCCUGCUUGACUUUUGUCUUUGGAAGCCUCCCCCUCCCCCCUCAUGGAGUAGCUUCGUCUUGGUUUUACGGGACAGGGUCGACAUCCUUACAGACCCCUCUAAUGUAACUCUGCGUCACAUUGUGGAAUGAAGAUCUGGACCUCCACGGGAGGUUAAACCUACCAUUUACUGGCUCGUCCGUUCACCCCUAUGCGGCACUUUCAAUCUACCUUGGGGGCCUCUUGCAUACGAAAGUCCACUACGUUUUUAACCCAUCUGAAGAGCUUUUGACAUUUGAGGAAGGCUACAUGGAGCCCAAGUCUGCUAUAGGUUGUAGUUAUCCGGCGUCGCUCCCCCUCUGGGUGGGUUAAAAUGCUGUGAAGGACGGUUAAAAACCCCUUCCACAAUGGCGAACCAAUGACAUCGGAAUGGUAGCACAGCGAGGCCAGAUCCCGAAUACAACAGUCAAACUUCUCGG
This is a messenger RNA of Colletotrichum navitas, 772 nucleotides long. RefSeq lists its product as uncharacterized. The transcript has a single exon. Lineage: Eukaryota; Fungi; Ascomycota; Sordariomycetes; Glomerellales; Glomerellaceae. The record is from RefSeq and is a predicted model, not a curated record. Bases 176 to 445 code for a protein of 89 amino acids.